AAAGGCAAUCAACUAACUCUCAUAGUGGAUCAUACAUUCAUAGUUCAUACCCAUGGCGGCUCUCUGGUAUCAAGACCUGCUCCAGCACGAACGAUUAGGCGUUUUCACCUACUGAAACUGAACUAGUAAUUGCCAAUGGCGGCGAGGCUCACUUUGUAUCCUAAAUUGGUGCACCCUUCUCCCCCUCGCUUCAAUUUUCAACCUCGUAUCGACAUUCUUCCCUUUCGCAUCCGGGGAACCUCUUCUUCCUACCUACAAGCUUCUAGGCGCUUCUCCACUUUCCCUCAGGAAGGUGAUAAGUUGGUGGAUGAUUCUCGAUAUCGGAGUCAACGUCGGGGCGGCCGGGUAGGUAUAGAAUUGGGAGGGUAUGACUUUGAUGAGGAUGAGGAUGAGGAUGAAGAAGAUGAAGAUCGCAGCUUGGACCUUCUGAUUAAAUUUGUUCAGAACGUUUUCAGAAAAAUCUCGAGGAAAGCUAGAAAGGCUGUUCGAUCUGUUUUGCCGGUCGCCAUUUCCAGCCAAUUGGUUGGAUUUUCUGUUAAUGGUGUUAUAAUUUUGACAUUUUUAUGGGUUCUGAAGGCACUUCUCGAGGUAAUUUGCACCCUUGGGAGUGUGGUAUUCGCCAGUAUCUUACUCAUCCGCGGAAUAUGGACGGGCAUAUCAUACUUACAAGAUACCCGGAAUCACAGAAUAGAUGACGAAGAUCAUACUGUAUGGACAGGUGCACAACCUGCAAGCUAAUUGCCCUAACGGUGAACAAGAACGAUGCCUUACACACUUAUGGAGUCUAUGGCGCUCUGGCGAUUAAAAACCCAGUUUUGAACACUGAACAUUGACACAUAGCAUGUAUUUGUUCAAAUAAUGUAUACUAAUUAAAAUUCUCAAUAAUGUAUGAGCACAGGCUGAUAGCAACUUCAAACUUAAUUCUCAAAAGCAGUAAAUUUGCUGUGAAUGAAUGAACUAGAAUUCAUUGACUUCUAAUC
Messenger RNA from Ipomoea nil (Japanese morning glory), 980 nucleotides. RefSeq lists its product as uncharacterized. The transcript has 4 exons. The coding region runs from base 136 to 738 and encodes 200 amino acids. Lineage: Eukaryota; Viridiplantae; Streptophyta; Magnoliopsida; Solanales; Convolvulaceae. Gene Ontology annotation, biological process: regulation of abscisic acid-activated signaling pathway; negative regulation of photomorphogenesis. The record is from RefSeq and is a predicted model, not a curated record.